GUCCUACAAUUCUUACUGAAAAUCAUACUUUAGUAAGACACUUACUACAGCAACCAUUAAAAUGGCAUUCAAAGCUAUCCUUCUCUGCGCUUCUCUUCUGCUGGUCCAGACCAUCUCCGGUCAGAGUUGCGGCUGCUCAUGUGGCAGCUCUAGGGGCUCCAUCGGCUACGGCAGCGGCAGCUAUGGGGGCUCCAGCAGCUCCGUCAGCGCCAACUCCAUCGACAUCCAGAACAGCGGCGGCGACCUCCUCGUCACCAGCGUCGGCCCCAUCUCCCCCUCCGGCAUCUCUGUCUCCUCCGAGCUCAGCCUGAACGGAGACUUGGACGUUUGCGGGCAACUGCCGUUCCUGAGCGCCGUGCAGUUCUCUGGCGAAUACCCAACCAGCGGGUCUGGCUGCGUGGACUACAGCUGCGGCACCUGCGGGAACGUGGCCAUCACCAGCGUGCAGGGCAACUCUGGUUGUGGUUGUAGUUGCAACUAAGCCUUGCCACAUAACUUCGACCUUUGCAUGAUGACCAAAGCUUAGUUUUAUUCUUAGUUGUUUUUAUUUCUGCGGAUUAUUCAAAAGAAAACCACUUUCGUUUUUUCUUCUCCAAUUCCUAUGUUAUUUUCACUUAAAAUCAGUUAUAUUC
Messenger RNA from Cydia fagiglandana, 632 nucleotides. RefSeq names its product chorion class B protein L11-like. Gene Ontology annotation, molecular function: structural constituent of egg chorion. Bases 62 to 481 code for a protein of 139 amino acids. Gene Ontology annotation, biological process: chorion-containing eggshell formation; multicellular organism development. Gene Ontology annotation, cellular component: egg chorion. NCBI's taxonomy places the organism in Eukaryota, Metazoa, Arthropoda, Insecta, Lepidoptera, Tortricidae. The transcript has 2 exons. The record is from RefSeq and is a predicted model, not a curated record.